AUGCAAGAGUCUCCGAAUAGUAAUGAGGAUAAAGAAACUCUAAAACGCUUUCAAAGGACACUCAAGAAAAAAGAUGGUCGUUAUCAUGUCUGCUGGCCAUGGAGGGAUUCUAAGAAAAAUUUGAGCAACAACUAUGGUUUAUGUAUGGGACGUUUAAAGAAUUUAAUCAAAAAAUUGCAACUUAAAUCUCUUCUCCAGAUAUAUCAUAACACAAUCAUGGAACAAUUGCAAACAGGUAUGAUUGAAGAAAUUCCUCAUAACGACGAAAUAGGUGUCAUACAUUAUCUUCCACAUCACGAAGUGUGGAACCCUAAUAAAAAUACUACAAAAUUAAGAGUAGUGUAUGAUGCCUCGGCACAUCAAAAAGGUUAUAGAAGUCUCAACGAAGUUCUCCAAAGAGGUCCGGUAAUGUUACCUGAUCUUGUCGGCAUAUUAUUACGGUUUCGAAUGAUGAAAUUAGUCAUAAUUGCUGACAUAGAAAAGGCUUUCUUACAAAUAGGAUUACAUCCAGAGAAAAGAAAUUGUACAAAAUUUCUAUGGAUCAAGAACCUGGAUGAGGAAGUAUCAGAGAAGAAUAUCAAAUCCUACCGAUUUAAACGAGUACCAUUUGGAGUGAUAUCUUCACCUUCCCUAUUAACAGCAACUCUCAAAUAUCAUUUAGAUAAUACAGCAACUAGUUUGGCCUCAGAAAUAAAGAAGAACUUAUAUGUUGAUAACAUCAUUUUGAUUGCGGAUAACAUGGAAGAAGCGAUAUAUAAGUAUCACAAAACUAAAGAAAUUUUUAGAGAAGCAGCAAUGAACGUCAGAGAAUUUUUAUCCAAUGAUAAGGAAUUCAACAAACGAGUACCUGAAAACGAUCUAAACAAAGCGAAAAAAGAAACCUUUUUCGGACUUAACUGGAAUCACGACAUGGAUACCAUGCAGCUAAUAUUAAAACCGUGGUCAAAUAAAAAAUUAACAAAAAGAAUGAUUCUACAAUUCAUCGCCUCACAAUAUGAUCCCCUGGGAUACUCAAUCCCGAUUAUGGCAAAGUUUAAACUAUUCAUCCAGCAUUUAUGGAAGGAAAAGUAUGCAUGGGAUCAGGCCGUAAACGACAUCGACAAGGAGCAGUGGGAAAUUCUUAUAUCAGAAUGGCCUAAAGAAAUGCGUCUAAACGAAAAAGAUGUCACUGUAUGGUCGGAUGCAAAAUGUGCCCUUUUCUGGGUAAAAAAUGAAUCGAAAUUACUUCCGCGAUUUGUGCAAAAACGAGCUGAAGAAAUUCGAAAUUCGCAUUUUAAAUUAAGAUACACACCGAGUUCUCAAAAUCCAGCUGACAUGGUUACAAGAGGAAUUUCACCAACCAAACUUCGUUACAGCAAAUUAUGGUGGAAUGGUCCGUACUGGUUAGAUAAAGAUCCAUCACAAUGGCCUAAAUAA
Messenger RNA from Acanthocheilonema viteae, 1416 nucleotides. The record is from the annotation of a GenBank genome assembly. NCBI's taxonomy places the organism in Eukaryota, Metazoa, Nematoda, Chromadorea, Rhabditida, Onchocercidae.